AAAUCUUACAGGAAGUGUCUUUUCACUGGUUGCUGACAAGUCAAGCCAAAAUACACAGCGUGUCUUGUACUUGUAGCAUUGGACAGUUUACUUAUGUGCGGUAUCGUGUCUGCUGAAUUAUAACACCAUGUAAACCCAUGUUGUGACAGCCUGGUUGUCAAGCCUUCAUCUGCCAACAAACACAGUUGGAGUUACCUCAUGGGUGCCGUUAACAAGAACAAAACAGAGAUCUUCAACAUUGUAACUUUGCCACAUAACUGCAUGAUGUACACGUGAAGUCCAGGCAUCUGUGACAUCAUUGUUAGGUGUGAUUACAGGUGUAGUAUUACAGGUAUUACAGAUGCAGGGCACCAUGAGCAGGAGCAGCAGCAGUUCGAUCACCCAUGGUGUACCAGUGGUGGCGGUGUGCCUUGCUGCUUUGCUCCUCAGCAAUGCCUUGAUCUACCUAUAUCUGGACUCUUUGUAUCAGACUGAUGAGCAGCCGGUGACCUCUCAUGUAGGCUGUGAACCUCAACACUUUAAAAUGGUGACCAUGAAAAACUGCACCCCCUGGCUUCAGUGUUCACAGAUCAGUGCUGAAGUACGCAAGCUAAAGCUGAUUGGCCAGGGAGCUGUUAAGAAGGUCUAUCUAGCAGAGUGGAGGGGUCAGAAAGUGGCCCUGUCCAAACUAUCCUCUCUGGAUUACCUGGAGGAUUUUCUCCACGGAUUGUCUAUGUUACAGGCCCUGCAGGGCCCCCCGGUGGUGCAGUUGGUGGGCUUUUGCCUUGAAGAGCACACCCUGGUCACAGAGCACCACCCACUGGGCCCACUACUUAACUUGGAUAGUGUUCUUGCACAAGAGCAGCACCGGCAACACAACACAUGGCAGGUUCGGCUGAGGCUGGCUACAGAUUAUGUCUUUAUCCUCCAUUAUCUCCAUAACAGCCCAGCUGGGCGACGGGUUAUGUGUGAUUCUAACAGCCUGGAGAAAACUCUUUCCCAGUUUCUGCUGACAAAUGACUUUCACCUGGUAGUGAACGACCUUGAUGCGCUGCCUGAGGUGGACCUAUCCAGAGGCUUGUUGGUGAAAUGUGGUCACCGGGAGCUCACUGGUGACUUUGUUGCCCCAGAGCAGCUGUGGCCAUACAGAAACAAAGGACAGCCAUUUUCAGACGAUCUCAUGCCUGGGUAUGAUGAGAGGACAGACAUCUGGAAGAUCCCAGACGUGACAUGGUUCCUGAUGGGAAGGGUACCUGGAGGGGAUGUAGUCCACUUCCAUCUUUUUCAGAUCCACGAGCAGUGUAAGAAGGAUGACCCCAAGCUCCGUCCAUCAGCCCUGGAUGUUUUGAAGUUGUACAAAUUAGUCUACAUAAGCAUGGUGCGAGACAAUGCUGGCUUCAGAGACAUGCUGUAGAGUGCAUGUCACUUAAAAAAACCAUGAACAUAAAAUAAAAUUUCAAGCUACAGGUUUACAGUGUUGUGCAGUAUAAUAAAUGCUACUGGUUUUGGAACCAA
Epinephelus moara (kelp grouper) is the source of this 1494-nucleotide messenger RNA. It is a transcript of the gene pomk, whose product is annotated as protein O-mannose kinase. Gene Ontology annotation, biological process: carbohydrate phosphorylation; protein O-linked glycosylation; protein phosphorylation. Bases 341 to 1393 code for a protein of 350 amino acids. Gene Ontology annotation, molecular function: carbohydrate kinase activity; protein kinase activity; ATP binding. The record is from RefSeq and is a predicted model, not a curated record. Lineage: Eukaryota; Metazoa; Chordata; Actinopteri; Perciformes; Serranidae. The transcript is spliced from 4 exons. Gene Ontology annotation, cellular component: endoplasmic reticulum membrane.